This is a messenger RNA of Sipha flava (yellow sugarcane aphid), 902 nucleotides long. It is a transcript of the gene vn, whose product is annotated as protein vein. Gene Ontology annotation, biological process: homophilic cell-cell adhesion; animal organ development; intracellular signal transduction. Gene Ontology annotation, molecular function: cell-cell adhesion mediator activity; signaling receptor binding. Lineage: Eukaryota; Metazoa; Arthropoda; Insecta; Hemiptera; Aphididae. Gene Ontology annotation, cellular component: plasma membrane; axon. The record is from RefSeq and is a predicted model, not a curated record.
UUCAACCAAUCAGCGUAUCGGGUCUCCACAAUAUUACGUUGAAAGCUAAAAGCGCUUUAAAGUUGAUGUGUAGAGCCAAGGGCAACCCGAUGCCUGCUUUACAGUGGUUCAAAGACGGUGUACCGGUUUUGGUGGGCAGGCGAAGGAUUCAAUACAAAAAGAAAAGAUCCAUGCUUGUGAUACCUAAGGUGAGGCCAGAAGACAGUGGCAAGUACGAGUGUAGAGGUACCGGAGUCCAAACCGGCCAUGUGGCUAUUACGUCGGCCCAAGUCAUAGUUAAUUCCAAACCGGACAACACAACAGCCCUGUGGCCGUUGGUCGGCGGUCCUUGUCCAGCAGAUCUCGUCUAUUGUCUGAACGGCGGCACGUGCACGUUCUACGAAACCAUUGGAGAGCUCGUUUGCCAGUGCGCCGAAGGCUUCAAGGGUCAACGGUGCGAGAACAAAGACAUUGUUAACAAAAGCAAUUCAAAACAAAACAAGAAACCAAAUACCAUUGGGAAUAACUCAAAUCAUUUUGGCUAACGACGUGUCAAUACAACGCUGCUAACGAUGUAACUGAACAUUGGACAGCGGCACUAACCCGAGCACAUUCUACAACAAACACGGAUAGAUAUGAAUACAAUAUAAAAUUCUUUAAAUUUUUUUUCUCGACAAUUUUUUUUUAUACAUUCAUACAUAAUAAAAUAUUUUAUACGAAUCGAAGCUUUAUGUUAGAUAGGUACCUAUAUAAUGUAAUAAUGUUCAAGCCAACUAUAUAUUGCCACCCCUGUUCUUCAUCGCUAUAACACUAAUACAUACAAUUAUACCUGCGUUAGUCGUUAGUUAUAGCUAAUUUAUUAAAUUAGUAGACUAAAUAUUUAACUAUAAUAUAAGGGCUUUUUUAGACUUAUUAACUUUUAA